CAUUUGUUUAAUUUAUUCUUCAAAAUUUUAAUGAAUGGGAAUUCCCUGGCCUUCCUGGCUCCCCUCUCCCAUCUUUAGCCAUGCUUAUAGUUACUAGUUUCUCCUGAUAUCUAACAUUUAUCUCUUUCUGUGUCAACUAAACCUAUUGCCUUACCUUCACUGAGCAUUAGAAACAAUUUAAUCAAUCUUCUUUAAAAGAGUCCAGCAUAUCUGGUGGAUUUUGCUUGAUUCCAUCCUCAUCUCUCAUUUCUAGUGGUGGGGAAAUGAGUCUCUGUAUAUCCCACCAUGGGAAGCUCUGAGCUUCCAGGUGAGGAGGGGAAGAAUGGCAGGCAAUGCUUUGCUUCUCAGCUGGGGAAGAGCUUCCUCACACUGGAUGAUCUAAAAUAGGUCCCUUUUCCAUAGGAAGUGAAAACUGGGAAGGGGUUAGGUAGGAGAAAGGACAGAGCAGAAAGCAGUGACUGAUGGAAGGCUGGGACAAACUCUAAGAGGUUAGAGGGAAGGUGGAGCUCAGGACACUUUCAAGGAGAGAGGUCUCAUUUUUCAAAUCUGUUGUUACUUUCUGUCACUUUAUAUGUAGUCUUGGAGUAUUAAAAACAAUAAAUUAAUGGGGAAUGAAAAUGUUUCUAUCUGCUCCUUAGGGAGGGGGGGUCCUUUGCAGGCUGCUGCAGAGAGGUGGCACCUGGCUGCUGCCGUGCUGGGCAUACUCCGUGCAUGGAACAGCUCCUGUGUUAGAGCUCAGCAGCCAGGGCUUCCUCCCUCAUUUGCUGGACUGAUUUAGAUAGGAUCAUGGAGACUAGACGCCACGUAGUAGUUUUUAGAGUUUGUAGAGAGGGAGAAUAGCAGGCAGGGCUCUCUGAUUUUUCCCUUAGCCAUCAUAUCCACAACAGUGAGUGGAAGCCUGCAAUCUCCUACUCUCCUUCAGAGACCUCUCUGGGUUUACUAUUUUACACUGAAUUUACUACACUACAAGUUUUCUUGAUGCUUUAUUUUUCAUCCUCUGCAGACUUCUUUCCCUUUUUUUUCCCACGAGGCUCCAAUUCCUCUUGCUGCUUUGUGGUGAUUGGGGUGGUCUCCUCCUUCCUUCCUCACUCCUUUUCCAGUUAUCCCAGUUGUCUCUAUUUACUCUUGCUAUCCCCUUUGUCCUGCUCUUUAUUAACACCUAUGUUUCUCUUGCAUGCCACCCUGUUCCUUUUCUGUAUUCCCAUCCAUCCUGUUCUUCAGUGCUCUGCACCAUGUAAACCCCCAUGAAUCUUGCUCCCUGAGGUUUCUUAUAUGAAUUAAAGAAGUCCUUGGUGCAUUUGCAGUCAUUCGUCCCUUCCUAUUUCUGACUCUGUCCCUCCCCCACCUGAGUGGAAUCUAAAUAAUUUAAUUUCCCUAAAUAGCUCCUCUCUGCCUGUGUGCCUGACUCUUGCCCCAGGCCAGCUCCUGCCAGGCAGGUAGUUGCUGGAGCAGUGGGUUCCCUUCGAGGUAGACACCCCUGGCUGCCUCAUGCAUGGGCUAGCAGGGUUUUGCCAUCAGCCUUUCCAGAGGGUCAGCAUCCUUCCUAAAGCAGGCGUGAGAACCACCAGAAGCCACUGCGGGAGCCAGGCAAUGCCCCCAGGCUGCCUAUGGAGCCACAGUUAAUACCUUCCAGGUUGGCAUCUUCAGCACUGUAAUGCAAGUGGUACAAAAAUCAUUUCAAUUCCAGUUCAAAUUUGUUUAUUAACUGUCCUAACAAAAUGAAAAGUGAAACUUUUCAUGGUUCCUGACUGCCAAAACUUCCCAGAAAGAGACAGGUCUCCAAGACAAUCUCUCCUUAAGCUUUAUAUGAUGAGGGAGGAAGAGGCGGCUGCUCUCCCUGACCCUCCCCUAACCUCCACUUUUUGGAACCUCCCUCUCACCAUGAAUAACUCCAGUGUCUGCCACUGGUGCUGGGCAGAGCUUUGCCAAUCAUCCUCCUCAGCAGGAAGUGGACAUGAUUUUGAUAGUGUCACUCUACCACACAUGAGACACUGAAUAGCAGCAAGAAAACUGAGCAGUUUUGUUAAUCUCGCUGGUGUUUGGCAAGCUCUCAGCAGCAGCCACAGAGGCACUACAGCUGUCUGUCUGCAGCCCCAGGAAUACAAUGCUGCAUUAUUUUAUAUUCGGCAGAUCAUCUUUCCAAUCAUAAGGUCUGGAAUGUUUUAUAUGUUUACUUUUCUGUGAGGAAAGCUUCCUACUGUCACUAAUCAGCAGAUUUUUCAAGACCCACUAUCCUGUGCAUUACAGAGAUAAAUGAAUUGAUACUUCCAAAGCACUCGGGGGUCCUAAGGUGGAAAUACAAAAUAUCAUGUGAAUGUUUUGGAAACAACCUUGGUAUAAGUUGCAUGGUAGGUUACUGUGUCAUUGUCAGUGAUGCAAGUCCAACCACAACCUCUAUCCAAAUCCUCCUGAAGGCUCGUUAUUUUCCUCUGCUCUUCACAGACGUUAACUCACAUUGAUCCUGGUCUCCCCUCUCCAAUAUUAUUUGGUGGAGAAAAAGUGAAGAAAAUAGUAAACAUUUAAAAAAAGACAAGCAUUUUAACAGUGUCCCUCAGAGUGUUCAACUUGUACUGUCUUAAAAAUAACAUGUUUAAAAUUGUAGUAAUGCACUGGUAGCAAACCAAGAGAUGUUAUCCUUUAGUGAGUCCAACACUGAGCUCUUGUUUCUUUUUUUUCCUCUUGUUUUUAAUUAGCAUUAGUAGUGUGCCUAGGUUGGGCAAUUAUGGAACAUAAAACUUGUGCCAGAUGACUUGAAAUUGUCAGUUAGUUCCCCCUUUAAAGUAUCUGCCCUCCAAAUGGGAGAGAGCAGGUGCUGGGAAGGAGCAAAACAUUACUGAGUUUGGGCAGCAUGGCAGGCGGCUGUGGUGGCUCUGGUAGCCCAGCUUUGUCCAGGUUUCUCAGGACAUGCAAGGGGAGAUGGCUGGGGUGCUGCCCCAGCACAACUGUUUCCACUGGCUCUGCACUCCUGCCCAUCACUGCCGGCUGCAGUACCACCUCUGCAUGUCAUUAUUUAUAUUUCCCUGCUGCACCAGCCCUGCUGCCUCUCAGGGCACCUCCACCCAAAGUGAUGACUUCAGCCCUGUGGAAUGAAGAGUGGGUUAUUCUGGAGAAGCAGCUCAGCCUGGACACCCAUGGCAGCAGGAGCUGGGAUGCUGCAUAGCUCAGUUCCCAGAGGCAGCUAUCAAGGCUCUGGUGUUGAGUGUGUUGCUGUGCCCAAGCACAGGGCCAGGACACAGGAUAGGAUCCUGAAUCAGCUCAGGAAAUGUGGGUGGGUGAAUGGCAGAGCUAAUGGGCAGAGGAUGAAUUUAACUCAGAGUUGCAGCCCAUGUAACAAAAGACACUGCUGCAAAGUACUGUUAUCACAAAGGUGUAGUGGUUCCUCUCCAGGAAGGAGAGGAUGUGUAUUGGGACGUGGAAGAACAGUCAUGAGAGAAGGGGAAGAAAGGUCAAAUGAGGCUGGCACUGACCUGAGCUGUCAAUACCUUGCUUUAGGCAGUGAGAGGGUACAGGGGGGACCCAUGCUGGAAGGAGCAGAGCCAGGGAUGCCUGUGGGAAGUAUUUGGUAUCACAGUAGCACAUGCCUGGAAUCCAGUGAUACCCUCUUGACAUGAGAAAUGGUCACAGCACUGUCACCAGAGGUUCUGAGCACUGCUGUGAUAUGCCACAGAUGCAAACAAAUGCCUUCUCCCAGAGAGAUGCUUGGUACAGUCAGGCAAAGUUUCAGCUCUCCUCCUGACUCCAACUUUACAGGUAUUUCAUUUGUUCCUUGCUGAGCUCCUCUAGCCACCCGGGCUAGGUUGCCCAAGACUAGAGGCAGAGCGCACAGACUUGCUCGAGAAGCAGCAUGUGAAUGAACUUGUGUGGCAGUGGAACUCGAACGGAGCUCGGCACGAGUCUGUCAGCCUGAAUGAGUAAGAAACUGCGCGGUGCCUUGGGGAGCAGCCUACCCCCUUCCCAGGGAGCCGCGGGCAGAGAAGAGCGGCCGGGCUGUGCGUACCUGGUGCUGCGGGGCUCUACGGGGCUCCGCGGUGCCCGGCAGCAGCUCUGCCCCGGGUCCUGCAGCCUGGCCACUGCCGUGUGGGGCUGCAAGCGGCGAGGCCGGGAAGCCCCUGACCCCUGCAGGGCCCCCUUGGGCUGCCAGGGGACACGGAAGUACCAGGGCUCCGAGAAGGCGCCUCGACUCCCCGCUGCCCGGUCGGGAUCCCGGGGUGAGCAGGGCAGUCCUGGUCCCGACCUGGAAGUGCCCUCGGCGGCGGCGAAACACCGGGAGGAGCAGGGCCGGGGUCUCCAGGGUCCGCCGCAGCGAGCCCGAGCGCACCGGGCCAGGCCUGGCUCCGUCGCCCUUUGUCCACCGCCCCGGGGCAGGUGCGGGCAGCACGGCCAGGGACAAAGCGGCCGCGAGCUCCGGGGCUGCUCCUGCCGCCGCCGAGCCCGUAGUCGGACGCUCUCCCCCAGCGCGGUGCGGGCGCGGCUCCCGGCGCUCGGCCCCGGUGCCGCCGGCGGGUUUUAUCCGCAGGGCGGCCGGCGGGCCGGCGGGGGUGGGAGGAGCCGGGCAGGUUGUGCCCGCCGGGCCCUCCUCCCUCGCUCCCUCCCCGCCCGGCGGAGAGGGGUCGGGGGAGGGGGCAGCAUGGCCUGUCCGUCCGGCCCCUUUUCCAGCGCUCAUCUGCCCCGGGAGUGCGGCGCCGCUCCUCGCAGGGAGAAGAGGUCCGAAUGGAGACAGACGGUAGCCAGCCCGGCCUCGCCUCCCCGGACUCCCCGCACGACCCCUGCAAAAUGUUCAUCGGGGGACUGAGCUGGCAGACCACGCAAGAGGGCUUGCGGGAGUACUUCAGCCAGUUCGGCGAGGUGAAGGAGUGCCUGGUGAUGCGGGACCCGCUGACAAAGAGAUCCAGGGGCUUCGGAUUCGUCACGUUCAUGGACCAGGCUGGCGUCGACAAGGUCCUGGCCCAAUCCAGACAUGAACUGGACUCCAAGACGGGCUGCGCCUGCAAUCAGUCACCCCAGCCUCCCUCUACCUGCAACAAUAGCUGGUUGUGCAGAAGAAUUUGUGAAAUGACUGCCUGCUCUCUCCAGCCAGGAGGACACGUUAUCUCUGCCCAGUUGAUCACACUCAGGAUUGACCCGAAGGUAGCGUUCCCUCGCCGAGCACAGCCCAAGAUGGUGACCCGAACGAAGAAGAUAUUUGUGGGUGGUCUGUCUGUGAACACUACUGUGGAGGAUGUGAAACAAUAUUUCGAGCAGUUUGGGAAGGUGGAUGAUGCGAUGCUGAUGUUUGACAAGACAACCAACCGACACCGAGGAUUUGGGUUUGUCACAUUUGAAAGUGAAGACAUUGUGGAAAAAGUAUGUGAAAUCCACUUCCAUGAGAUCAACAACAAAAUGGUGGAGUGUAAAAAAGCUCAGCCGAAGGAGGUGAUGUCCCCAACGGGCUCGGCACGAGGGCGGUCCCGAGUCAUGCCUUACGGGAUGGAUGCCUUCAUGCUGGGGAUCGGCAUGCUAGGUUAUCCAGGCUUCCAAGCUGCCACCUACGCGAGUCGAAGUUACACUGGCAUUGCACCUGGUUACACUUACCAGUUCCCUGCAAUCCCCCUCACUGCAUAUGGACCGAUGGCAGCGGCAGCGGCUGCAGCGGCCGUGGUGCGAGGGACAGUUGUGCUGCCUGCUGUAGGUUCCACCCCCAGUCGCACCGGUGGGUUUCUGGGCACCACCAGUCCCGGGCCGAUGGCAGAGCUUUAUGGAGCCGCCAACCAGGACUCAGGGGUCAGCAGUUACAUCAGCGCUGCCAGUCCAGCCCCGAGCACCGGCUUCGGACACAGCCUAGGGGGUCCCUUGAUUGCAACAGCUUUUACCAAUGGGUAUCACUGAAGCUGGGGACCAAGAAGGCAGGAGAUUCCCCAGUGACCUAACCGAGGACAGCAAGUGGCUGGAGGAUCUGGUGAGCCUCGGGGGAUGAGCCAAGGUUACCUUUCUCGUGAAUCAAACUGCACACUGCUGGCUGGCUGCCAGGCUCCUGCCGCCCUGCCCGAUCUCUCCCUUUGACCAGACCACACUGGACUGAACCCGAGGAGAUCAUCUCGCUUCCCUACUAACCACCGACGGUUUACGCUUCCCCCUCCCUGCCCCCAGCCCACUGAUUCUUCUUUUAUUUAUUUUAUUAGCUGUUAGUUUUAUUUUUUUAUUUUAUUUUUUUAUCUUUUUUGGGGGCUGCCCCUUCUUUUUGUUGUUUGCUCUUUCCCGAGCUAGUAGACAUAUUUUAUGAAUUGGCUUUGUGAUUGUGUUAGGUAGUUUUCAUUGAGGAGUAUUUUUAUUUGGCUUUGAAACUGUUUUGAAUAUUUUCAACUCUGUUGUUGUUGUCGUCAGUGUUUUUAAAGCACGAUAUGUAACAAGAAUGCAGUUCUGAAGGGAAGAAAGAGACAGAGAGAGAGCAAAGGACAGAGAGAGAGGAACUGCUGUAUUUCUAUUUUUUUUAAAGAAACUGUUUUUAAUUGUUUCUGUUUUGUAAAUGUGAGGCUUUGAAAAGUGUGGAACUCCAAGGAUCUGAAAACGUUGGACACCGCUAUGGAACAAAACAAAUGUAUAUUUUGCUAAGUGAAAAACACUAUCCUUACAGCUGAAAGAUUUUUUUUUUCCUAGGUUUAGUUUUACGUGGGGUUUUCUUUUUCCUCCUGUAUAAUAUGUAAAUAUCGUGAGCUGAACCUGGCUGCUGCCUGCAGCCUGGCUCCAAGGAGCAGCUCCAGGUCCUGGACUUGGUGCCGCAGCGUGAGCAAUACUCUCCAGCAGAAUCCUGACAGGACUUCGUUCUUUUUUUGUACACCUUUUACUGUAAGAUUUUAAGACCUCUGAUGAGAUGAGAUGAAAGGGGGGCGGGGGGCGGGCGGGGUGACACGUGCCAGCCAUCGGCUGUUUUGCUGAGCGGGUUAAAGCUGCUUCCAAUUGCUUGAUGUACAGACUCCAUCCCUGGGCUCCGUAGCACCGGCUCUGGGCUGGCUUAGGGAAAGGGCUUUGCCGCCGUUGCUUGUCUUGGUUACUUUGAAAGGAAUUCACUCUCCAAACUUUAUCGCUUGCGUCAAGAUUUCCUGGGAAAGGGGAUCCUCCUCCGGAGGCAAGGGUAUCAGAAGGGGUGUCAGCCAGGGGGAGAUUUGGGUAGUCGUUCUCUGAAGGGCAGGGCUCUGGGAUGGGGAUUCAUUAACAGGGGAGAAAAGCAUUAGGGUGGUGAUUUGGGGGCGGGUUAAGGGCUUCUCAGGGAUUACAUGAAUUAUAGAAUUGCAGCUUCCCGUUUGCUUUACUCUGUUUUCUGAAGACUGUGGGAAUUUGUCCUUUGUCCUGUGUGGGGUGAUCUGGUCCCUUCUCCAGAACCUGCUGGGGCUUCCCCUGGUAUGGUCCAGGCUUCUGCCAACCAGCACUCUGCCAGGGGAGACCUUCAGCAGGAAUACAUGGGGCAGGUUUGGGUCUGGAUUUCAGUGAACCAAAGACCUUGUUAAGGGGGGUGAUUAAGCCUUUUAUUAAGAUGCAGCCAAACUCUUUUCCCAGGGAAAUAAAAGCUUCAUCUUAAGUUUUAAAAAUCAUUCCCUCUCUUCCCCCAAACUGAGCCCCUGUAAAGGAGAUGGGCAUUUAGAAAAGGACUGGGAGGGCCACAGUGCCCACAGGGCCCUUUUUAUCUUCUAUCUCUCCCCCAUCUGCUGGAGCUUGUCCUGACCUGGGCGAUGCGUUUGGAGAGUUCUGUUUAAAUAAGAAGGUACUUAACAGAUCAGUACUGAAAACACAAAGCAAUAAUUUUUGUUACUGAGACAAGAGUCUGUAUGUCUGUUUUUUUAAAUAUUUCCUAAUUAAAGAAGAGCUGCAUUUUAUUGGGUUUAUUUUUAUUCUAUAUACUUCAAAUUUGGGUCUGCGGACAGCGCUUUCCUCCCUCUUGGUGUAUGCGCUGAGCUGCUUCCGUGCCCCCUCCAGACAUCCCGGGCCAGCUGUGCUGCUGCUGGGCUGUGAGUCACUCUCUGGCCACUGCCUGGAGGCUGGGGCUCUGGUUUCAGGGUGGGCAUUUUUUUAAAAAGAAAUAAAGCUGUGUUUUUAAGCCAGUAAGUUAUUACACUCCAGUGUUUGUUCUCUCCACACCUGUAACCCUUUUUCCAGAUUUCAGUUUUAAAUUCCUAAUAAAUUAUUUGAAAACUGUC
Motacilla alba alba is the source of this 8168-nucleotide messenger RNA. RefSeq names its product musashi RNA binding protein 1 (gene MSI1). Gene Ontology annotation, molecular function: RNA binding. Bases 4711 to 5865 code for a protein of 384 amino acids. The record is from RefSeq and is a predicted model, not a curated record. Gene Ontology annotation, cellular component: cytoplasm. Lineage: Eukaryota; Metazoa; Chordata; Aves; Passeriformes; Motacillidae. The transcript has 15 exons.